This is a messenger RNA of Papaver somniferum (opium poppy), 315 nucleotides long. RefSeq names its product agamous-like MADS-box protein AGL61. Gene Ontology annotation, molecular function: protein dimerization activity; RNA polymerase II cis-regulatory region sequence-specific DNA binding; DNA-binding transcription factor activity, RNA polymerase II-specific. Gene Ontology annotation, biological process: regulation of transcription by RNA polymerase II. Bases 1 to 315 code for a protein of 104 amino acids. NCBI's taxonomy places the organism in Eukaryota, Viridiplantae, Streptophyta, Magnoliopsida, Ranunculales, Papaveraceae. The record is from RefSeq and is a predicted model, not a curated record. The transcript has a single exon.
AUGGCAAGAAAACCAAGCAUGGGUAAACAAAAGAUCGAAAUCAAAAGAAUUAGGAAUGAAAACACAAGACAGGUUACCGUCUCAAAACGUAAAGGAGGUAUCUUCAAGAAGGCUCAUGAACUUGGUACCCUUUGCGGUGCUCAUGUAGCCGUAAUUAUAGAUUCACCUGCCGGGCAACCUUAUUCAUACAUCAACAGUGAAACUGUUAUGGAUCGUUACCUCUCGGGAGAUACUCGGACUCCAACUCCACCUGUCAUGCCUCAUCGUGAAGCCAGAAUUCUUGAACUAAACAAAGAAUAUAGCGAGGCACUUUGA